AUGGCAUUUAGCUUCAUUUUGGAUCUAUGGAACAAAUGGAACAUCCGAGGCUUUGUCAUACUAAGCCUCUUGAUUCAAGUCUUUCUGAUUCUAUUUGCACCUCUUAGAAAGAAAAUAGCGAACCCCAGCAUCAUUUUUCUCUUAUGGCUAGCCUAUUUAUUGGCUGAUUGGAUAGCUGCAUUCGCCAUCGGGCUCAUUUCUCACAACCAAUGCAAUUCAUCCACUCCUGAUGCCGAAGUAAAUGGAGCACUUCAGGCAUUUUGGGCCUCAUUUCUCUUGUUACAUCUUGGCGGUCUAGACACCAUCACUGCCUUCUCUCAGGAGGAUAGUUCGCUUUGGCGACGGCACUUGCUUAGUUUCAUCUUCCAAGUUAGUGCCACCAUCUAUGUCUUUGUGCAGAUAUUUCCCAACGACAAGUUAUUGGUGAUCCCAAUGAUGCUAGUAUUUCUUGCUGCACUCAUUAAAAAUGUGGGGAGGACAUUGUCACUUAAUCUCUCGAGCCUCCCAAGGGUCAGGGAACGGGUGCUCUUACAUCACCAAUACUCGGAUGCUCCACCAAUCAAAUUGGUUGAAGAUUACAAUGACCUAGAGGUUGAAUAUUCUAAGGGAGAAGAAGCAAAGCUUGCUGAGAGCAUUGUGGUGAAGCAUGCUUACCACUUUUUUAAUACCUUUGAUGUCUUCCUCGCGGAUCUCGUCUACACAAAUGCAGAACGCAAUAGGAGUCACAUAUAUUUCCACAAAGUUUCUACAUUAGAUGCACUAAGGGUUAUAUCAUUCGAACUCCAUUUCUAUUAUGAGAUGCUUCACACAAAAGCAUUGACAAUACAUUCUAAGUGGAGCUACAUUUUUCGCUUCAUAGCCUUUAUUGAUGUUACAAUAGCUUUCACCCUGUUCAAUCACUUGAAGAAGCGUAAAUUCCCUUAUCUCGAUGUGGAAAUUACUUAUUCCCUUCUUUUUGGAGGGGUUGCACUUGAUAUGGUAGCUCUAUUCAUGCUAGUUUUCUCCGAUUGGACUGUUGCCCAUAUCAAUUGGGACAACACAUCACCAUCUAAACUACAUUCAUUUCUUCGCAAGUUUGUAUCUGCCAUGUUAGACCUAAGGAAGCCUCGAUUUGCUUCAUGUAAAGCAAAGCCUAAUGCAAAUGUCACUUACGAGAUCUUAGAUACACCACUAAUAUUUCGAAGGUGGUCAGAAUCCAUCUUCGCUUGCAACCUUUUUUCUGAGAGCUUAAAGGAGAGUCCAAGAAAAAUGCAUAGGCACAAUCAGUGGUGGGGCGUCAUUGCUUGUUCUAAUAUAUGCAAUUUUACAUUCCGUAUAGUUGAGAAGAUCAUCUCUUGUUUCCAUCAAGCUAAUAAAGCAAUCACUAGGGGCUGUGAUCCGAGGAGCUUGGAAGGGAAAAGAUCAAUGAUUAUGAGUAUGAAGUACGUGUCCAAGAAUCCCUUUAUGAUGAAGUUAUGGAUCUUUAUCUUUGAGGAAGUGAAACGUAAAUCCAAGAAUGUUCAUGAACUAAUGGAUGUGCAGGAGAUAGUUGAAUCUAGAGGUGCUCUAUUUAUCGAAACGGGCCGGGGAUUCGAUGGUUGCAAUCUUUUAAAUUAUGUCACCGGGGCUAAUUACGAUGCUACUAUUUUACAGUGGCAUAUUGCUACUGAAAUAUGGUACAACAAAGAUAAAGUCACAGCAAAAUCUGACGAAAGGGAAUUCAGCAAGAUCCUUUCUGACUAUAUGUUUUAUCUUUUGCUUAAUCAGCCUAAUGUGAUGUCUGCCGUGGCGGGCAUUGCCCAAAUUACAUCAAUGCAGAUGUUUCUCGAGAUACGCUCGCAUAUCAAUGAUGACAAAAUGGAUGUAGAGGGUCUAUGCAGUAGAUUGUUCGACGAGGCUGAGGACUCGUGUGCCCCCCAUUCGACCGAAACCCACAAAUGGAGAAUCCCACUCAAGGGGGGGAUCAAUUUGGCCCAGGAGAUGGAAAGCCUCGGAGAAAUGAAGUGGAAGGUGAUGAGCGGAGUGUGGGUCGAGAUAUUGUCAUAUGCAGCAAGUCAUAUUAAGGGAGAGGCACACAUGCAGGUGCUGAGCAAAGGUGGAGAGCUUCUUACCUUCGUUUGGCUCUUGAUGAUUCAUUUUGGUUGUUUCUACACACCUGAAUUUGGCAUAUGUUAUGAAUCCUGGUGGUCGUCCUUAGUGAUACAAUCAUCGUGA
This is a messenger RNA of Eucalyptus grandis, 2193 nucleotides long. RefSeq lists its product as uncharacterized. The transcript has a single exon. Bases 1 to 2193 code for a protein of 730 amino acids. Lineage: Eukaryota; Viridiplantae; Streptophyta; Magnoliopsida; Myrtales; Myrtaceae. The record is from RefSeq and is a predicted model, not a curated record.